CGCCUGCAGCGGCGGCCAGACGAGGAUCGGCUCCAGGAGAUGAUAGAAAGUGACAUCUCAUCUAUGAUGUCAGGAAUUCUGCAAAACUCAGGGCAAAAUCAUCACCCUUCUCCACAGGAGUACAGGCUCCUGGCCACCACCACCGGUGAGGACGACCUUCCCGGGGACCUGCAGUCGCUGUCAUGGCUCACAGCUGUGGACGUGCCGCGGCUGCAGCAGAUGGCGAGUGGCCGCGUGGACCUGGGUGGCCCCAGUGCACCCCACCCACAUCCAGGUGCCUUGGCCAGGGCAGCCAGCCUGCAUGUGGGAGCCACCCCAGGUCCACUGCUCCACGGCCCGGCUGGCAUGGUCCCCCCAGGCGUGCUAGGCCUGGGCCCCAUGGCCAAUCACGGAGCCAGCAUGAACCAGAUCCCUGUGGGGGGCCAGCCCUCAUCCAGCCUGCAGGACCAGCCACAGCUGUACUCGCCCGCCUCCCAAACGCAGUUAUCGCUGCCCCCAGGCACCCAGCAGCGCCCCCCUAUGGGCCUGUACGGCUCCCCGUUUGGAGCACGGCCUCCCUACCCCCAGCCCCGCAUGGCUGUGCAUUCGUCUCGGGAACUGCACCCCAAGCACUACCCCAAGCCCAUCUACUCAUACAGCUGUCUGAUUGCCAUGGCCUUGAAGAACAGUAAGACAGGCAGCCUGCCUGUGAGCGAGAUCUACACCUUCAUGAAGGAGCACUUUCCCUACUUCAAGACGGCUCCCGACGGCUGGAAGAACUCGGUGCGGCACAACCUGUCCCUGAACAAGUGCUUUGAGAAGGUGGAGAACAAGAUGAGUGGCUCCUCGAGGAAGGGCUGCCUGUGGGCCCUGAACCUGGCCCGCAUCGACAAGAUGGAGGAGGAGAUGUACAAGUGGAAGAGGAAGGACCUCGCCGCCAUCCACCGGAGCAUGGCCAACCCCGAGGAGCUGGACAAGCUGAUCUCGGACCGACCGGAGAGCUGCAGACGCCCUGGCAAACUGGGAGACCCCGAGGGCCCCGUGCUGACUCAUGCCACCACGGUGGCCAUGGCCCAUGGACGCCUGGCUGUCUCCCAGCUUCCGCCCCAGCCACUGAUGACCCUGUCCCUGCAGUCCGGCCCCCUGCACCACCAGGUCCAGCCCCAGGCACAUCUCGCCCCAGACUCUCCCGCCCCGGCCCAGACCCCACCGCUGCACGCCCUGCCGGAACUGAGCCCCAGCCCCCUCCCCCACCCCGCCAUGGGAAGGGCGCCUGUGGACUUCAUCAACAUCAGCACCGACAUGAACCCUGAGGUGGAUGCCCUGGACCCCAGCAUCAUGGACUUCGCUCUGCAGGGGAACCUCUGGGAGGAGAUGAAGGAUGGGGGCUUCAGCCUGGACACGCUGGGGGCCUUCGGAGACUCCCCCCUCGGCUGUGAGCUGGGGGUCUCGGGCCUGACCCCCGUCUCCGGCGGCAGCGACCAGUCCUUCCCAGACCUGCAGGUGACGGGCCUGUAUGCUGCGUACUCGACCCCAGACAGCGUGGCCGCGUCGGCCACAACCUCGUCCUCCCAGUACCUGGGCAGCCCAGGGAACAAGCCCAUCGCCCUGCUUUGA
Messenger RNA from Prionailurus viverrinus (fishing cat), 1596 nucleotides. RefSeq names its product forkhead box N4 (gene FOXN4). The record is from RefSeq and is a predicted model, not a curated record. The transcript has 10 exons. The coding region runs from base 40 to 1596 and encodes 518 amino acids. Gene Ontology annotation, biological process: regulation of DNA-templated transcription. Gene Ontology annotation, molecular function: cis-regulatory region sequence-specific DNA binding; DNA-binding transcription factor activity. NCBI's taxonomy places the organism in Eukaryota, Metazoa, Chordata, Mammalia, Carnivora, Felidae. Gene Ontology annotation, cellular component: nucleus.